UGAGGGGACGGGCAUCCAAAGCUUGGAAACAGCCUGAGAGCGUCGGUCAGGGUCGCCCUCGCCGGACACCCCGCUGUUUCGGUGCUCCCAGAAACCCGCCUCCGCACCGUGGUUGCCCCUCGAGGCUAGUGACCUUAUUCCGGCUGCCCCUUCAAAAUUGGCCCCUGGCCGCUCAUCCUGGAGCAUUUGAUUCUCCACCUGUUGAAUCCGUUUCGGAUUUGUGGCCGUUGUUUAAGACGCGGCAGGAAGGGAGCCAGAUGGAGACCUGGCCUCUAGCUGCUGCUUUCUCUUCCCCCAGCUCUGCCUUCCAGGGACACGGCCGCCCUCCGGGAGAGGAGGCCCCAGCAGGAGGCGGCCGGGACAGGAAUUGAACGGCAAGCCACGUCCCAGAAGUUUUCAGUGUAAGAGACCUGUCGGGGAAGCUGGUUCCCAUUUGCCCACAUUCUGAGCCCACUGACGUUCGGUGACGUGGCGGUGGAGUUCUCCGGGGAGGAGUGGGCCUGGCUGGACUCGGCCCAGAGGAGCCUGCACCGGAGCGUGAUGCUGGAGAACUACAGGAACCUGGCCUCGCUGGGGCUUUGCCUGUCUAAGCCCGAGAUGAUCUCGUCGUUGGAACAGAGGAAGGAACCCUGGGCUGUAAAGAGAAAGUCGACCAGUGGCAAGUGCCCAGACUUGCAGACUCUGCUGAAGACCCAGGAGUUGCCUUCAGAGAAGAACUUAAGUGAAGAGGCGUUGUCCCAGGAGCAGUGCACGGAGAGACCCCCAGAGCGCGCUGUUCUCGGGGAAGGCUGGGCUUACGCCGCUGUGUGUGAGGGGCAGUCGGGCUUGGUGGCCGUCACAGCCGUGGCCACAGACGUCUCGCAGCGGCCAGACCCCGCUGGGCAGAGUUUCUGUAGGAGCGUGGUGUGGGCGGACCGCCAUCCGGGGACAGGAGGACACUGUGCGUCUCAGCCAGACCUGGUCUCUUUGCUGGAGCGCAGGAAGGCGCCUUGGACGGCGGAUGGAGAGCUGGUCAGAGCCCCGUCCUCAGGCCAGCAGUGUGUACAGGAAACUCAGGAGUUACUUUCAAAGCAGAGUUCUUUUGCUGAAGUGGUAACAGACAGAAUUUCAGACAUUAACGUAGAGUGUUCCUCGCUCAGAGAAAGGUGGGACGCUGACCGUUUGUUUGAAAGGAAGCUGGCAGGUCAGGAGACAAGACUCGGGCAGGAGGCAGUCGCUCACCACAGCACCUUCUCUGAAGAGAGAGUGUGUCGGUAUAACAAACCAGGUAGAUGGUUCCACCUGGACAUCUCGGAAGAGGGAGGCCACCGCCCUGACUCGGUUAAGAAAGCUUUGCCCCCAAACUCAGUGCUGAUAAAAGAUGCGGGAAUCUACACAGGGAAAAAACUCUUCAAAUGUCAGGAAUGCAAGAAAACCUUCACACAGAGCUCGUCGCUCACCGUCCACCAGAGGAUCCACACGGGCGAGAAGCCGUACAAGUGUAAGGAGUGCGGCAAGGCCUUCAGCGACGGCUCUUCCUUCGCGCGCCACCAGCGGUGCCACACGGGCAAGAAGCCCUACGAGUGCCUGGACUGCGGGAAGGCCUUCAUCCAGAACACGUCGCUCGUCCGCCACUGGAGGUACUACCACACCGGGGAGAAGCCCUUCGACUGCCUGGACUGCGGGAAAGCCUUCAGCGACCACAUCGGGCUGAACCAGCACCGGCGGAUCCACACCGGGGAGAAGCCGUACAAGUGCGAGGCGUGCGGCAAGUGCUUCCGCUACGGCUCGUCGCUGACCAUGCACCAGCGCAUCCACACCGGGGAGAAGCCCUACGCGUGCGAGGUGUGUCGCAAGGCCUUCAGCCACCACGCCUCCCUCACGCAGCACCAGCGCGUGCACUCGGGGGAGAAGCCCUUCCGGUGCAAGGAGUGCGGGAAGGCCUUCAGGCAGAACAUCCACCUGGCCAGCCACCUGCGGAUCCACACCGGGGAGAAGCCCUUCGCGUGCGCGGACUGCGGCAAGGCCUUCAGCAUCAGCUCGCAGCUGGCCACCCACCAGCGCAUCCACACCGGGGAGAAGCCCUACGCCUGCAAGGUGUGCAGCAAGGCCUUCACCCAGAAGGCCCACCUGGCCCAGCAUCAGAAGACGCACACGGGGGAGAAGCCCUACGAGUGCAAGGAGUGCGGGAAGGCCUUCAGCCAGACCACGCACCUGGUGCAGCACCAGCGCGUCCACACCGGGGAGAAGCCCUACAAGUGCCUGCAGUGCGGGAAGGCCUUCGGCGACAACUCGUCCUGCACGCAGCACCAGCGGCUGCACACGGGCCAGAGGCCCCACGGCUGCGCCGAGUGCGGGAAGGCCUUCAAGACCAAGUCGUCCCUCACCUGCCACCGCCGGAGCCACACCGGCGAGAAGCCGUACGAGUGCAGCGCCUGCGGCAAGGCCUUCAGCCACCGGCAGUCCCUGAGCGUCCACCAGAGGAUCCACUCCGGGAAGAAGCCCUACGAGUGCAAGGAGUGCCGGAAGACCUUCAUCCAGAUCGGCCACCUCAACCAGCACAAGAGGGUGCACUCGGGGGAGCGGCCGCCCGGCCCCAGGCGGAGCCGCAGGGCCUUCCGGCAGGGCGCGCACUUUGCGCAGGCGCGGACGCACCCGGGAGAGGCGCCCGCGCACCCCGCUCCCGCGGCGAGCCCCGCGGACCUCUUACCCACGUUCCUCUGGAGCCCGCCCUCACUGCCAUCCCUGCAGUCCUGAGACGCUGCUCUGCAGGCCGCCGAUGGCCGCGCUGCAAACCCCGUCCCCCUCUUGCUUGGGUACUGCCCCGUUCUUGUCCUGUUUCCUCUUCAGGUUGCCAGUUGAACUGAACGCGGAAUUCGUUUACGCCUCACGUAAAAAUCGGUGAUGCGAUCCUUCAGAUCGGUGAAUACGUAAGAUGUUAUUUAGCAGGACGAGUGGUCCAUACCAAGGGAUGAGUGAUGUUAGCUCUUUAUAGAACAUUAGUUUUGGACACAGAAAAGUUACCAUUGGCAACUGACAAAACGAUGCACAGAACAAAGUUAAGGAUUUUAGAUCAGGAAUGGGUGAUUCAAGAUAGUCAGUGAGGCUUUUCCGGUUUUGGUUUAAAACUCAAUUCCAUAAUACUGAGUGAGUACUGGGCCUUUUCAUGUAUCUGCCUGUGUGAGGUGCUGUGACCUUGUUGGUGAGAGAAUUACUUAACACUCUGCAAGACUUGAUCAUUUAAAGUCACUUGGGUAAAGUCAAGUCACUCAGUUGUGUCCGACUCUUUGCGACCCCGUGAACUGCAGCCCACCAGGCUCCUCAGUCCAUGGGAUUCUCCAGGCAAGAAUACUG
Messenger RNA from Capra hircus (goat), 3333 nucleotides. Its product is annotated as zinc finger protein 28 homolog. NCBI's taxonomy places the organism in Eukaryota, Metazoa, Chordata, Mammalia, Artiodactyla, Bovidae. The record is from RefSeq and is a predicted model, not a curated record. The coding region runs from base 541 to 2736 and encodes 731 amino acids. Gene Ontology annotation, biological process: regulation of transcription by RNA polymerase II. The transcript has 8 exons. Gene Ontology annotation, molecular function: RNA polymerase II cis-regulatory region sequence-specific DNA binding; DNA-binding transcription factor activity.